Molecule: messenger RNA, 2578 nt
Organism: Mercenaria mercenaria
Lineage: Eukaryota; Metazoa; Mollusca; Bivalvia; Venerida; Veneridae
Product: pituitary homeobox x-like
Exons: 3
Coding region: 352-1275 (307 amino acids)
Biological process (GO): anatomical structure morphogenesis; regulation of transcription by RNA polymerase II
Cellular component (GO): nucleus
Molecular function (GO): DNA-binding transcription factor activity, RNA polymerase II-specific; RNA polymerase II cis-regulatory region sequence-specific DNA binding
Source: RefSeq, a predicted model, not a curated record
UAAAGUGCUGAUUUAUCCGUAGCUGAUCGCAUUUUAAGCUUCUGUAAACAUAUUUCACAAGUUCGAGUCGUCUUCAGUUUUACAUACUUAUACAGGAAAGUGUUUAUGUCUGUACCAAUUCACUUUAUUACUCGGAAUCAAGCGCUCUUUGGGAAAGUGAAAAUUCAAGGGGCAAUUAACAAUUAAAGCUGAGAACUAGCUACUUAAACCAAGAGACUUAAGAAAACAUAGUGUGGAUAAAUGUUAUUUUCUCACAAGUUGUUAACGAGAAAAUUCACAUGCUGGAACACUUGAGGAAAUUACACAUACACGUUACCAAAGGAUCGAACCUAAACUGGAAUCGUAUAGUAAAUGAACGCUUUCAAUGAACCCCUGUGCUAUCCUGAAGGACUAAGAAGUUGUGACACAAGUAGCACGAGCAGUACUAUGCAUCUAGAGACUAUACCAGCCGUAAACCAGGAAACUUCUCAUCACUCCGCGUUAAAUUCGAGCCUCAACAGCUCUACAUCAUCAUCCGACAUGGCCGACACAAAAAUUACAGAAUCACCUGAUAUGAAAGUAAAGAAUGAGACGGACACGAGUGACGAGGACAAGAAGAAGAAGAGACAGCGGAGACAACGCACACAUUUCACGAGCCAACAGCUGCAGGAGCUCGAGGCAACAUUCGCUAGAAACAGGUACCCGGAUAUGGCAACACGCGAGGAAAUCUCGGCAUGGACUAACCUCACUGAGGCUCGAGUCAGAGUCUGGUUUAAAAAUCGUCGAGCAAAGUGGAGAAAGCGGGAGCGAAACAUGGAAACAUUUAAAACAGGCUUUGGUACGCAGUUUACUGGACUCAUGCAGCCCACAUUUGAUGACAGUUUCUACAAUGGUUAUUAUAACAACUCUUGGGCGACCAAAGUUCCGAGCCCACUGGGCUCCAAGUCGUUUCCCUGGGGGUUUAACUCAGUAAACCCCCACUUGUCAUCCGUCGUUCCUUCACAGCCCAUGUGUUUCUCUUCACCAUCUACAAGCAUCAGUUCCAGUAUGGUAAACAAUGUACCCACAGUUCCGACAAAUAUGAACAAUCCGAAUUCCCCGUGCCCAUACGCGAGCCCAGCUCCACCCUACAUAUACAGCCCUAACAGAGACACGUGCACAAACAGUAUCGCGGCACUGCGGCUAAAAGCUAAACAUCAUUCUACUAAUCCAUUCUCCUACCCAUCUAUGUCCCCCCGACAACAGUCACUGUCGGCAUGCCAAUACGCAACUGUCGGCAACACGGGAACUGUGUGAUGAGAACGGUACAGGACAUGUGUAAAAUACUUACCAAUCAAAUUGUGCGAAGGUGAAAAACGAUCUGAACAGUCUGAUAUAGAUCUGAAUUGCUUCACAUUUUUACGUUUUUACAUUUCCGAAAUGAUGGAGAUUUAUUUUAGUUAUGUUUUAAAUUCAAAACUGGAGAAGAAAACGUGCCAGAAAUAUAUUUAUUAUUGUGUUAAAGACAUAGUAAGCACAACCGAAGUAUGAAUAUUUUCAAUAUUGGUAUCGGACGCACAAAAGACUUUCGCAAGACAUAAGCGCUGAGUGCGAAUCUGCACUAACUGUAUCGAAUGUCCACAUGCGUAGCCCGUUUAAUGGUAGGUUCGUCUUCCAGUGGUUGCUUGACGAUAGAAACAAACGUGGGUAUCGAUUACAUACCGAAAGGUAGACUUUUUGUAUAUUUUUGUUAAACGUAUAUUGUGUUUAUAAAUGUUAUUAAAUGUGCUUUGGAUAAGAAACAUUUGUUACGUAUUUGAAAACAGUUGUACAGCAAAUUAUACACUCCUACUUCCUAACAAUAACGAAUUUAUACUAUGUCAGUCACAUAUUCCUAGAUGCACAGAUUUUAGGAAAGGCAUUGAUCAGGUUUUUCAAACUAUAAUAUGAGCCGUGCCAUGAGAAAAUCAACAUAGUGGGUUUGCGACCAGCAUGGAUCCAGACCAGCCUGCGCAUCCGCGCAGUCUGGUCAGGCUCCAUGCUGUUCGCUUUUAAAGCCUAUUGGAAUUGGAGAAACUGUUAGCGAACAGCAUGGAUCCUGACCAGACUGCGCGGAUGCGCAGGCUGGUCUGGAUCCAUGCUGGUCGCACACCCACUAUGUUGGUUUUCUCAUGGCACGGCUCAUAUUUGUUUGAUAUCUCAUUAUAAUAUACAUACAUGAGAAUAAAAAAAAUAAGUAUGAGAACAUACCUGUUUAUUUGCUAUAUAGGAUUUACAUAAAAUGUGUCUACUUGCCUACUGUUUUUUAGCCCAAUAAUGUGGGUUUUUUUUUACCAAAUCCCAUAAAAAAAUGAAUGUAAUACCAUUUAGCCUUAGAUCUAUCACAACUUGUAUUCAGAACGGAAAGACCAUGUUAGAGACCAGUAAGUCAGAAAUCUUUGUCGUAAAGUCUUUAACUGGCUUGAAAAUUACUUUUUUCAUUUAAAGACGAAUACAACACUAUUAAACUAUUGCAUGACAUGGAUUUUACAAUUGUUUUUGUACUAGUGCUGUAAAAGACAUGAUAUUUAUUUGUUUUUGUAUAGAUAAUUGACGACUGUGAAUAAAUUUUUAGAACAAA